Molecule: messenger RNA, 2043 nt
Organism: Porites evermanni
Lineage: Eukaryota; Metazoa; Cnidaria; Anthozoa; Scleractinia; Poritidae
Source: the annotation of a GenBank genome assembly
AUGAGGAUUAUAUUUUUGCUUACCGCGUUGGUGGGCUUACUUCUGCUUUCAAUUACGCUUAACGCAUUGCGUGAAGGUAAGAUCUUUAGGCGUCUUAAAAAGACUGAAAAACUCGAGCGCUGAAAAAUAUUUUCCUGGAAGUUUGGAUCAUAACUUUUAUUAGUAAAAUAAAACGUUUCCAUCAUUUUUUCAUCCAACUCUAUAUAAUGUAAUGGAGAAUUUUAUGGGCCAUUUGUCUAUCGUAUAAGUAAUCUUUUUUUCUUAAAAAGGCGCACUUCACACUCUUUUUAAAAUCAUGUUUUGCAAAGUCAAGCUUUAUUUCGGUUGCUAUGGUACCAAGAAUGUUAUACGUGCUCAUUACUCCUUGCGUAAGCUCGCGCUUCGACGGUUGCUCGUGACUUGUUCAACAAAUAAUUCCGGAAGAUGACAACAUUUUAUAGAUCUUUAACAUUACUCUGCGCCACAGACAAAACUAAACUCUGGUGUAAAAGCUAUGAAAAUUCUGAUCUUUUGGGAUCAGGGUUUUUAUAUGAUCUUUUUGUUCUUCAAAAAUCUUGCCGUGAACUAUAAUCUGUAACCAAGUCAAAUCUACGCCCACUUUCAAGAAAGGUUUUAAAUCAAAGUUGAUGACCAAGUUCAAUUUUGAAAACUUACAACCUCCUUUUGUUUCUGCAGACCCUGUCAUGGCUGAAAAACCAGAUUUCUUUUAUGAAGACUUCGCAAAUGGAGCAACUGUCAUCGGAAACUGGCAGGGAAAGGUAAAGGUUUCUUUAAGGGCUGCGAUAAACUAAACCAUUAGAGAUAUUUAUAAUCACAUUUGCGCAAACGGCAAAUGAAUUUGUGCCACGUAACCAAGUUUUCUCUUUACUUGUCUUCAAUUGUUCUUUCCUUCUACAAAAAAUUUUCAGUUUCACAUGAUUUCAUCUAUAAGAAAUGCUUUGGGCUGUUUUUAUCAGCUUAUUUUCUAUUUUUAGAAAUUCUUAACUUGAAUCUACCGUUUGCCGUUUGCAGGAAGCUUGACUCUAAAUCUCUCCAUUGUUGUCUUUCUUACUAUAGUAGCCUUUCCUUCUGUUUAGUAUACUUUCGACACUGCUCGCUGGUUUAAAUAACUUUCAAAUUGAAAUCUUGGAUUCUUAUCAUCACCUGUAUUAUUUUGUUAUUUAAAACACUGGACCUCUGUAAACCGACGGUUAAGCCAAAUUCUAAGCAAGAUUUUAUCUUCAGGUAACUGGAGCUAUUAAAAUAUUGUUCGGACUACACCCCGAAGUUUGGUUUCAAACAGUUUACAACAAGAGGAGAUAAAAAAAAGCAUGAUAUAAAAGCGUUAACUUGAUAUUCAUUUACUUAUUUCUAGAAAUGCAAUCUUUGUAAUUAGUCCAAUUAGCAUCAAUUGUAAUUUAUUUUCUUCUUUUCUUCAAACCUUUAUUUGUUUUCUUUGCUGCUGUUACCACAGAAUUAUAUCAUCAAGAUGCAAAUUAAAACCCUGAAACUUGACUUAAAAGUGGUUGUUCGGGAGACUGGCUCUGUACAAGGCGAUAUCUACAGUACCUUUCAAGAGGAACAGGUAAUAGACCGCACACAGUGCAUGUCAGUGCGUUUGAACUUUCACAAAAGUAACGUCACUAAAUGAUUAGUCAAACUUCAAAGCUUGCAUCUAAUUGCUAAAAGGCAAACUUAUUAUUUAUUUUCAUGAAUAAAUUGUGGUUGAUUGAUUUUUUGAUACUUUCAAAAAAAGCGAACGUAGGGUUAGACUUUUGGCCAUUUAACAAUCAAAAGAUAACCGUCUUAAAGCUCAGGAUCAGUUUUACUUUUGCUUUUAAAAUUCUUGUUUUUAUUUAGAAUCACGACUCGCAAACCUGUUUGAACCCAGAAAGUGCACCUGAGUACAACAACCAAACUUGUGAACCCAGGCCUCUGAGUCUAACGGAGCAGACAUGGAACAAAUUACGCAAGAAUACAGUGGCGAUAACAGCUUGGACAUGGAACGGAGUAAACAGGGCAUCAAAAACGACUGUUGACUUUGUGGCGACAAAUGACCUGUAA